AAGAAAUUUCAGUUCAUAACAGACAGCUGCAAGGAAAGGGAAAACAACCUCCCUUUCUUCGGCCUGGUCUAAACCGAAAACGCCCAUGGAGGAAGCCGAGAAAAUGGUGGCCUUGAAGAAGGCUUAUGCUGAUAUAAUCCUCAAUACAGCUAAAGAGGCGGCCGCCAGGAUUAUGGUAUCGGAGCGCAAGGCCCUUCAAUUCCAGCAGGACCUUUUUGCCGCUAAGGAAGAGGCGCUUAAUAUGCUACUUCGACUUAAACAACUCAUGGAUUCUAAGAUUGCUGAAGCAGAAACAACAUCUUUGAGUCAACGAAGAAGGAUUGAAGAGUUUGAGUUGCAGCUCUGCCAAGCAGAUGAUACAAUACGACACCUUAGGUCUGAGUUGAAGAUAGUGCAAGAUGAAUUUCAGAAGCUGAAAAACAGCCCUCUGCAGCCACUAAGUGAAGUUGAAGGGAAUGCUGUUUCUUAUGAUGAUUCAUCAAAGGACAAGAAACCAGAUGCUUCAGAAUCCAUUAUAUGCCCUCCUCUUGUCUCAGGUCCCAGACCUACAUCAACUAAUGACAUGAAGAAUAUGCCCGUGGAUCAGAGAAAUGCAGGUGAAAAGUGCUGUCCUGCAUUGGAGAAUGCAACGACACAGAUUGAACCAUUGAUUGAUUCUUCUGUGGAGAAAUAUUAUUCUGGUAGAGAACCUGAACUUUACAGAAAUGGAUGUACUCAGAGAAUUCGUGCAUUUGAAAGGAAUGCGCUAGAUGGUGAACUGCCUCUUCCUGGACAAAGAGAUGAUCAGUGCUUGAGCUUAAAGAAUGAUUUGAUUGUCAGAGAAGGCAAAAAAGUUGAAGAGACCUCGACUGUAGCUUCUCCCAAGGAUGAAAACAUCAUGGAGAGAAACCAAACUGAGUUAGGAUUAAUGCAGCAUGAUAGCAAUUGCAACAAAGGUGAUGUGAAGUUCUUUCACAGAUUUAAGCGAAGAAGAAAAGCUAGAUGCAGAAAGGCUACCUCAUGCAGGUUUAUUCCUGAUCAGGCCAUGAAACCUCAUGAACCAUCUUUCCUUUCUCGUUCUAAACCCUCUGCCUAUUUGGUCAAUGGUGAUGUUGAAUCUGGUGAAGAUCCAUCAAAUGCAAUUGAAGGUGAGAACCAGAACUGUUCUGAUUCCCAUUUGGCUUCCCUGUCACAGUCUAAUGCAACUGGCAUGGAUACUCAAUUGGGAUGUGUUGAUGGCGUUGGAAGUGAGCUUACACUUAGUGAAGCAGGAAAUUGUCAGAAUGCUACAAGCAAGGAUUCAGCAUUGAUAGAUGAGUCAGCAUUAACAAGCCAGGAUAGCAAGGCGGCAGUUGCUUCAGGAGACACAGAGUGCAACACAAACCUUGAGACAGCUGGUGUACAGUUAAUGAAUUCUGAUCCCAAAGAUGGAAAAACAUUUGAAACCACAGGUGGGGUUCCUACUCAAGCUGUGAAUGAUAGGCUUCUUAAGUACACAUUCCGGAGAAAGCGGAAAAAGGAAUCCUUGAGCAGCCCUGAUGAGAAUGCCUCUCUUGAAAAGAAAAGCAUGCCAAAUAGGAGAACAAGAGAUAACCAAAGCAGUGCUCAAGAGCCACAAAAGUCAAGCUUGAUAAUAGAAUCAUCUCGAGAUAGUAGGCGACUGGUACAAGUUGCUCGACAGCUCAUUUCUUUGUCUGAGAAACGGUGGUGGUAGUUAGAGUUGGCUGUAUCUUACAUCCAAUGAUCCUACGUUAAGGAGAUUGAGCUUUGGGGGAACUGAAAACGGGUUCCCUAACUGGUGGAGGUCUCAACAAUCUUCAUCUCCAGAGAACGCUGAAUGACUUCCACUUAUGAAAAGGGAGCUUGAAUUCCUUGAUACUAGUUUGUGGGCGUUAUAUCUAAUAAAUUAUGAUCAUUACAGCAUUCUUUUUCUAUUUUCUCUUUCUUUUCUCCCUAAUUCCCUUUUCCCAUAGUACUCUGUUAUUAUACAACAGUAUUAUUUCUGAUAUUUCAGUGGCAUCUUUUGUUUGCCAAAUGUCAUUCAUCUAUAGGUUUUCAGGGUGGCCAUCCGGCUCUUUCAUUCAAGUAUAGGUAAUGCAUGGUAAAGGUUUCAAGUUCUCAAAUCAUGUUAUGUAGCUGUACUUUUUUCAGUGGAAGGUACGUUUAUAAAUCUGCCAUUCAUUGGCAGCUUGUUGAGAAUGGAAUUUGAAACUUGGAAGGUGAUGAAGAAGAAUCAGGGGAAGAAGAGGUAACUAGAAGACUGUUUUGAUCUGGUUCAGCUCUUCUGAAUGCCUUUUCUUCUAACCACAACAGCAAUUCUAGCAGCCUAUCGUUUUAAGAUGGUGGUGGUUCAGUGCCAUGGAUUUGGGGUUCAGCGUUCGCUUCUGAUUUCUAAGUGGUAGCGCGAAGGGUUGAAAACGUCUAAACUGCAAUGAUAUAUGAACCCAAUUGGUGGUUGAGUUGUGAUGGCUGCUUCUUUACGUGGACAAGUAAUCCAUUUUUCAGGAGAGUAAAAUUGUAAGAUGGGGGACGGAAAUGGAAUUCGAUACGAGACACUUGCCUUGAGGGCUGAGGCCCGAUCCAACCGCAACCUUCGGACUGGUUCGAUUUCACUCCAUCAAAUUCAAAAUCAAACAGGACGCCAUCACCAUCCCAGCCUCGACCCUUGGUGCUGAUAGUUUUAUAGCCUCAAUUCUAGUAUUUAUGGGAUUGUAAUGUAGCACAUUGAUGCAACACUAACAUCAACAGCCACAUAAAUGGAUGGUCGGGUUGUCGUUUGGAACUGUCUGGAAUGCGAGUUAUAUCGUGAGACCAACUAGCUCACUUGGAACCA
Molecule: messenger RNA, 2812 nt
Organism: Nelumbo nucifera (sacred lotus)
Lineage: Eukaryota; Viridiplantae; Streptophyta; Magnoliopsida; Proteales; Nelumbonaceae
Source: RefSeq, a predicted model, not a curated record